ACCACGUGACGUUUUUGUUUUGGUCCUUGUUCCUGUCAGUUGUAUCACUGAUAUUUUCGCACAAUUUCAUCCAUUCUCCAUCGAUUUCUAUUUUACAAACCGACCUGGUGGGGACGUUAGUAGCUGUGGUCGCAGAUCUUAAUUUCUAGUUAACAAUAUUUACUAAAAUUAUAUCAUUAGAUCAGCCGAUAGCGUUCAGCUAACACAUUAGCAUCAGCAUCAGCACUACUUUAGGCAGACACUGUGGACAAUGGCGGCUGUUGACAGCUUUCAGCUCUUGUUCAGGGAAAUGUCUCGGUCGUGCGGUUCUUACGUUGAGGCCUUGGCCCUGGUGGGGGGUCUGUACGCGGCCAGCAGAGCUGUAUUCAUGCUGAGAGACUGCUGCAACCUGGUGCGAGUGCACUUCCUGCCCAGGAUGAUUCCGUGUAAGAAGCUGAGGCAGAGAUUUGGAGAUUGGGCUGUUGUUUAUGGAGCAUCAGAGCCAGUAGCCCAAGCUUAUGCAGAAGAACUGGCCAAACACGGCAUCAGCAUCAUCUUCAUCACUCAGGACCAAACCUCUGUGACGGACACGGCUGCGUGGAUCUCACAAAACUACAGAGUGGAAGCUGUGGUCAUCCAGGUCGACUUCUCUCUGGUCCAGGCUGCCAAUGUGAAGCCUGUGGAAGAACUUCUGAGAGGGAAAGAAAUUGGUUUCCUAGUGAACUGCUUGGAGCAGUCUCUGACGUCUCCACAGAGUCUGAGUUUAAUGCCCGAGCAGAGCCUGUUGGCCUCAGUGAAUAAGAACGUCGUCGCUGCUUCGGUGAUGGUGCGGUUGGUGCUGCCGGGGAUGGUGGAGCGCAGCAGGGGAGCUGUGGUCAAUAUUUCACCGGGAGCUUGCUGCAGAUCACUGCCUUGGAGAGUCACACUGGCUGCAGCUACGGGCUACCUGGACCACUUCUCAAGAGCUCUUCACCUGGAGUACAGCAGCAGAGGCAUCUUCGUUCAGAGUCUGAUCCCCUUCCAGAUUGCUUCUUACAGACAUUAUCCUUUAGCCUCUGAAUCUGCAUCAUCAUGCAAAGGCUGGUUUGUCCCCAAACCUGAUGUUUAUGCCCGUCACGCCAUCUCCACCCUGGGGGUCUCCAACAGGACCACAGGGUACUGGCCUCACACUCUGCAGUACUGUCUGAUGCGGCGUUUACCAGAGUGGGUGAGGGUCCUCGGAUGUCGUGCUCUCGUCUGUUCCAGUUAGGAGUCCGUUCUCUUCUCCGUCCUCCUCCAGACUCCGCCCAGUCCCUGGACCCUGUAGAGUUACACACUGUUGAGUUCAACUGUGGUGGGAUUUGGAAAACAUGACAUCUGAGCACUUUAGUAGCAUCUGAUCCUAAAUAGUUAAGGGUCCAAACAAAACUGAUCCUUGAAGUUACUUUAACACAAGACCUUAACUGUAGCUGAACUUUGGAUGAAGUGCUUAGAAAUCCGAGGGCAUUGCAGCUUCAGUCCAUCUCUUUACUGGAACAGUAAAGUGGUAGUUAACAGAAUUAAAAUACAUCCACCUGCUUUAACGUUCUAUAAAACUCCAAAAGUGUAACUAAAAUACAAACAGGAAGUGUUGGGUAAAAGAAACAUUUUACAGCAGCGACGUCUGUUAGUUCUAUUUUAUUUUUUAUUUUCUCAAUACUUUGCUCAUUAUUUCUAUUUUUAAUUAGUAACCAGGUUUUUAGAGGAAGUUAACAAAUCUCUGGUUCACUCCGCUUCUUUGUUCUUUUUGUUCCAGUCUUUCAGGAUGUUCCUGCAGUGACCAAAGCCCUUAGUUAAACACCAGAUACGUGCCAAAACUCCAAAGCUGUGUAUUACUCGUUACACUGAGUUUCCUUCUUUAGUUUUUGAAACAUUUUAUGGGUUUUUUUUGUUGUCAAGUAAAUGUUGACUUUGACUUAAAAAAAGGCACAUUCAAAGAAAACAUCUGUACUGAACGUGAGAUAAAUGUCAGAACAGAACAUUAAAGCCAGUGUUUGCAGUAUUUAAAAUUCUUCUACAGUCGACUGUACGACUACGGAUGAGUCACUUGUCUCCAGGAGAGAAUUAAAAAGUUAUUAAAGUUAAAUGAAGAAUGAUAA
Molecule: messenger RNA, 2096 nt
Organism: Cynoglossus semilaevis (tongue sole)
Lineage: Eukaryota; Metazoa; Chordata; Actinopteri; Pleuronectiformes; Cynoglossidae
Gene: hsdl1
Product: hydroxysteroid dehydrogenase like 1
Exons: 5
Coding region: 251-1228 (325 amino acids)
Cellular component (GO): mitochondrion
Source: RefSeq, a predicted model, not a curated record